Molecule: messenger RNA, 1797 nt
Organism: Diospyros lotus (date-plum)
Lineage: Eukaryota; Viridiplantae; Streptophyta; Magnoliopsida; Ericales; Ebenaceae
Product: aldehyde dehydrogenase family 2 member C4-like
Exons: 9
Coding region: 63-1571 (502 amino acids)
Molecular function (GO): aldehyde dehydrogenase (NAD+) activity
Source: RefSeq, a predicted model, not a curated record
ACACCCCCAAUGAAGGAGGAGGACCGAACCAUACACAGAGACAGAAAUAGAGAAAGAGAGAGAUGGCGGUUCUUGACGUAAACGGAAGCUCGGAGUCUCCGGUCAAGAUUCCAGAGAUAAAGUUCACGAAGCUUUUCAUCGGUGGAAGUUUUGUGGAUUCAGCUUCAGGAAAAACAUUUGAAACCGUGGACCCAAGAACAGGGGAAGCCAUAGCAAGGGUUGCGGAAGGAGAUAAGGAAGAUGUUGAUUUAGCUGUCAAGGCAGCGCGCGAUGCAUUUGACCAUGGCCCCUGGCCCCGCCUCUCCGGUCGUGCAAGGGGGAGGAUAAUGUUGAAAUUUGCAGACUUGAUCGAUGAACACGUGGAGGAGCUGGCUCUGUUGGACACCAUUGACGCCGGGAAAUUGUUUAGCUGGGGAAAGGCCGUAGACAUUCCUGGCGUGGCGGAGCUUCUUCGGUACUAUGCCGGAGCAGCCGACAAAAUUCAUGGCGACACCUUGAAGAUGUCGAGAGAAUUUCAGGCGUAUACUUUACGCGAGCCAAUUGGCGUUGUCGGACUCAUCAUCCCCUGGAACUUCCCUUCCCUGAUGUUCUUCAUAAAGGUAGCCCCGGCAUUAGCUGCCGGCUGUACCAUGGUCGUCAAGCCUGCCCAGCAGACUCCCCUUUCAUCUCUCUACUAUGCUCAUUUGGCUAAGCUGGCUGGCGUUCCAGAUGGAGUGAUUAAUGUUGUGACAGGAAAUGGCCCAACGGCCGGUGCUGCGAUUUGCUCUCAUAUGGACGUUGAUAAGGUUAGUUUUACUGGUUCAACAGAAGUGGGGCGACUUAUAAUGCAAGCUGCAGCAAUGAGCAAUUUGAAAUCUGUGUCACUUGAACUAGGAGGCAAAUCCCCUCUCGUAAUUUUUGACGAUGCCGAUGUUGACAAAGCCACGGAUCUCGCUCUUCUUGGAAUAUUGUUUAACAAGGGGGAAAUUUGUGUGGCAGGAUCGCGUGUUCUUGUUCAAGAAGGAAUUUACGAUGAAGUCGCAAAGAAAUUGGCAGAGAAGGCCAAAAGAUGGGUAGUCGGAGAUCCUUUCAAUCCUGCAGUUAAUCAAGGACCACAGGUUGACAAGAAACAAUUUGAAAGAAUACUGUCCUACAUCGAACACGGCAAGAGGGAAGGAGCCACCUUGCUAACGGGUGGUAAGCCCUGCGGCCAUAAAGGAUAUUACAUCGAGCCCACAAUUUUCAAAGAUGUCACUGACAACAUGCGAAUUGCACAGGAGGAAAUCUUUGGCCCUGUUAUGUCACUCAUGAAGUUCAAGACGAUUGAGGAGGCGAUUCAGAGAGCUAACGCGACGAGAUACGGCCUGGCAGCUGGCAUAGUGACAAAGGACAUAGACGUGGCCAACAGAGUGUCGAGAUCAAUCAGGGCCGGCAUCAUUUGGAUCAAUUGCUAUUUUGCAUUUGACAAUGAUUGCCCCUACGGCGGGUACAAGAUGAGCGGGUUCGGGCGCGAACAGGGACUGCACGCCCUUGACAACUAUCUUCAAACCAAGUCCGUGGUGACCCCCAUAUAUAACUCUCCUUGGCUGUGAAUCUGCACCCUUCAUUUCAACAAGGAAGAUCAAAAUGAAACCGAUGUUUCCCGUCUGCUUGCUGUUGUUGGUCCAUGGAACUCUGCGUUGUAUCGUAUCCUUAUUCUUGAACACAAUGUUUAUUUGUGGGGAAGGCAUAGAGAAAGAGAGAAAAUAAGUGCUUAUUUUUGCAUAUAGAAAAUGUAUGUAUGUGCAAUAUCAGUUAAUUUAUUAUUAUUAUUAUUUC